Molecule: messenger RNA, 2364 nt
Organism: Medioppia subpectinata
Lineage: Eukaryota; Metazoa; Arthropoda; Arachnida; Sarcoptiformes; Oppiidae
Source: the annotation of a GenBank genome assembly
AUGAUUGCUUUUUAUCACAACCCGAACCUUAGAGACCAUUCGGGUCUCUACAAAUAUGGCGUCCGCGUACAGCUGGUCACGGGUCACCCGUCGGGGACUAUGUGUCUAGCUAAUGUUGCCCUGUGGCCCAUAACUUUGUUUAAUUUUGCCAUCUUGGUUGCCGAGUUCCUCGGAGAGAGGGUUUUGAUGGGUGACCGACCGCCGCCGCCUUCACUCAAAGGUGCGAUGAGCGAUAGGUUUCUCCAACGGCAACACGCCCCCACCAUCACUCAAUGGUGCGAAGACAAUCAACACUUCCGGACAUUAUCUCAACGAUCGGAUCAAUUGAAUGACCGAAAGAUCUCUUCAGAUAUUAUUGAGAUAAUGUUUGGAACUAAUGUCCGACUGAAGAGAUCAUCAAAUAAUCAACAAUUGAAGCCAAUAAGUGAUGACACAAAUUAUAAGAGCGAAGACAUGAAUGAAGACACGACUGAAGACACCAAUGAUUUGAUUUUAAGACCAAAUGUCUCUGAAGUACUAAAAGAUAAUUGUGUGGAACCGAUGAAUGGAUUGAAUAUAGAAAAGCAUACGUUAGUCAACAAUACAUCAAAUCCAUUGAUAUCUCAUUCCUCACCACAAGAGAUGGUAAACGAAGAGAUCAUUGAUAUCAGUAAUGAAGACUCGAUGGAAGACUCAAUGCAACCAAAAUUGUUAACUGAAUUUUUGCCCCAAAGUGUCCGCCGAAGUGAUCGCCAAAGAGACAAAUCUAAUCCAUUGACAACCCAUGCGUUGAUUUGUCCGCCAAAUGCGGGCCAAAAGACAUUCAAUCUAAUGAUUUUGUCGCCACCGAUAACUCAAUCGCUGCCACAACUCAUUGUUACCCAACCCGUGAACACUAAGCGAUUGAUCCCAAGGAUUGCUAAGCCAAGGAUCCCAAGGAUUCACUCAAAUACCAAUCGAGUGAUUGCUAACAAAGCGGUGAUCGAAAGCACUCGCGAAGAGUUGAUUGAGAAAAUCAAAUCAAGUUAUUCCUUGGGAUGUGCUCUCGAUAUUAAUGAGAGAAAAAAGUUUUAUGAUUUGAAUACUAAGACAUAUAUUUGUCCCAUAAAUGAGUGCCACAAAAGUGGCCAAAAGGACGUGUGGUUUUGGAAGCACUUGAAGACAACGCACUCAAACAAACGGCAUGUCUGCGACUCUGAAGGCUGUGGUAAAGGCUUUAAGACAAACGAACAUUUAAAACAGCAUUCAUUUACACACAAAGCGAUUAAAUCAUUUAAAUGUCAUUAUAAUGGCUGUGAAUAUCGAGGCGUUAGUCGAAAACAUUUGACCGAACAUAUGAAGAAACACUCGACGGACAGAGUGUUUAAAUGUGAUAUCAGCGGAUGUGGGAAGACAUUUACGACAAGCACUGGUCUGUGGGCACACCGGCGGACACAUCAAACUGAACCGAUGUAUAAAUGCGGUAUCGAUGACUGUAGUGAUAUGUUUUACACUGCAUCUCAACGGACCAAACAUCAGGUUAUGGUUCAUAACCGGCGGCCGUAUAAUUACAAGAGAAAGAAACACCGGUGCCAAUGGCCCGGAUGUGAUUGGAUGGGGACCGACAUGAGUGUACAUCAGCGCAUACAUACGGGUGAUAAGCCGUUCGCCUGUGUUUGGCCCGAUUGUGGCAAACGGUUUACCGCUAAACAUAAACUUAGAGAACACAUGAAUAUUCACAAUAAUGUUAAGCCAUUUGCCUGUCAUUGGCCCGGAUGUCAGUACACGUCCGCCAGUAAUCCUAAUUGGUCUGGCCGUCACGUCACCCGCCAUAAGACCAUUCAUACGGGAGAGUUGCCGUUCGCUUGCGAUUGGCCGGAGUGUGGCAAACGGUUCCGCGUGAAAGACUUCUUGCAACAGCACAUGAAUGUCCACAACUGUGUGAAGCCCUAUGCGUGUCAUUGGCCCGGAUGUACAUACAGUGCCGCCAGUAAUCCCAAUCUCUUCAAUCAUGUCAAACGAUUUCAUACAAAAAAAUGCGGGGCCGACGGCUGUGCGGACAUGUUUUACAACGAACACCAGCGCUACAGACAUCAGGUGGACGUUCAUAACCGGACGCCACGCGUGCACAUCAAAAGGAAACAUCGCUGUCAAUGGCCGGGAUGUGAUUAUUACGGCCCUAAGGCUAUAGAACACCAGCGCGUGCACACCGGUGAGCGGCCGCACGGCUGCCAUUGGCCCGAUUGUGGCAAACGGUUUGUCACCAAAUAUCAACUCAAAGAGCACAUGAAUAUUCAUAAUAACGUUAAGCCAUUCGCCUGUCAAUGGCCCGGAUGUCAGUACAGCGCCGCCAAUUCGGCUAAUGUUUCUAAACAUUUCAUGAAUGCGUUGGAAUUUUUUGAAUAA